Impatiens glandulifera is the source of this 688-nucleotide messenger RNA. Its product is annotated as protein translation factor SUI1 homolog. Gene Ontology annotation, biological process: translational initiation. The record is from RefSeq and is a predicted model, not a curated record. Gene Ontology annotation, molecular function: RNA binding; translation initiation factor activity. The coding region runs from base 131 to 469 and encodes 112 amino acids. Lineage: Eukaryota; Viridiplantae; Streptophyta; Magnoliopsida; Ericales; Balsaminaceae. The transcript is spliced from 5 exons.
CUUCUACCUGCAGGCUUAUCUAAGCGCUUAGGGUUUCCUCUCUCCCUUGGACAGCCACUGAGCCAACCCUAAUCGAAGGGUCAGGUCUUAAGUAAAGGAAUCUUGUUAAGUGUGUUUUGUUUCAUCUUUCAUGUCUGACAUUGAUCAGCUCCCUAGUGCUUUUGAUCCUUUUGCGGAAGCAAAUGCUGAUGAUUCUGGAGCAGGGUCAAAAGAGUAUGUGCACAUUCGCAUACAACAAAGGAAUGGUAGGAAAAGUUUGACAACAGUUCAGGGAGUGAAAAAGGAAUACAGCUACAGUAAGAUACUCAAGGAUCUUAAGAAAGAGUUCUGUUGUAACGGUACCGUUGUUCAGGACCCUGAGCUAGGACAGGUUAUUCAGCUUCAAGGCGAUCAGAGAAAGAAUGCAUCUACCUUCCUUGUUCAGGCGGGUAUAGCGAAGAAGGAGCAUAUCAAAAUGCAUGGAUUUUGAGGAGCUGCUGGAGACUUAAGAAUCCUAAACCAUCCAUCCCUUUCAUGUUUUAGUGCAUAUAAACACUUAUGGUUCAUGUCAUUAAAUACUGUCGUUUUUCUUUGCAUGUGACUAUCUAUCAUGUCGGGGGAACUUAUGAAAGCUGUAGAAUGCUUUCUUACUGUUUUAUUCUUCUUUUGAAAGACUGAAAUUAGGUUUAGUGUUUGCCUAUCUUACCUA